This is a messenger RNA of Carya illinoinensis, 1924 nucleotides long. Its product is annotated as BAG family molecular chaperone regulator 1-like. Gene Ontology annotation, molecular function: adenyl-nucleotide exchange factor activity; protein-folding chaperone binding. Gene Ontology annotation, biological process: protein stabilization. Gene Ontology annotation, cellular component: cytoplasm. The transcript has 4 exons. The coding region runs from base 657 to 1544 and encodes 295 amino acids. NCBI's taxonomy places the organism in Eukaryota, Viridiplantae, Streptophyta, Magnoliopsida, Fagales, Juglandaceae. The record is from RefSeq and is a predicted model, not a curated record.
AGUAGAAUGGACUUUCCAGUUGGAGAAAUCAAAGCCCAUUGUAUUUCCUUUCAUGUCCUCUCAUUUCCUUACAGAGAAGCCAGAGAAUCCAUCUCCCUCUCCACGCAAUAUUUUCCUUGCGCAUUUUUCUCUCCUACUCACUUUUUAUCGCUGGCCGCUGGUUUCCUUCAUUUUCUUUUUUCUUUUUCCUCCCUCUUCCCAAUGCUUUUUGGAUAUCCCAGUUCUCCCGUACUCUCUCUCUCUCUCUCUCUGUUGUUUUUAUUAAAGGAUUCAUUGUUAGUUUUGUUGUUUCUCUUCAUUAUUUUCUUCAUCACUGUUAGAUUAUGCAAACAAUUAUUUUCUUUUCUAGGCAUGUAAACAAUGAUUUAAAACUAUUUGCUUUCCUCUCACAUAAACAAAAGUCUAUAGUUGCUUGUGAUGGGUCUUUGUCUAAUGUUUAGUCCUUUCCACACCAUGUUCUUCCAUCUCAGUGGGUUACAACUGGGUUCCAUUCCAUUUCUUACAGAAGAGACCUUUUGAGAGGCCAAAGAGGUUCUUUCUUCACUUCCGGGUUUCCCCUACUCCAAGGGAAGAACUUUGAAGCAAAUUUUGUUGCCUUUUUUUUCUCUUGCUGAUUUUCAUUCUCUUGAGCCAUUUCGAAUCAGAACCAAGAAUAGAUGAAUCCGACAAAUUCAAAGAUUGACAACAUGUUUUCGCUGUCCAAAAGGAAUUCUGUCGGUGAUGGAGCCGGACAGAGUGUUGCAAAAUUGGAAAUUAGGCCAGGAGGAAUGUUGGUUCAGAAGCGGGAUUCGAGUCAAAAUUCUGUAUCAAUCCCGACCAUUAAAGUUAGAGUGAAAUAUGGCUCUUCGUUCCACGAUAUUCGUAUCAGUUCCCAAGCCAGCUUUGGAGAAUUGAAGAAAAUGUUGGCAGAACCCACUGGCUUGCACCCUCAGGAUCAGAAGCUGAUAUUCAAGAACAAGGAGAGAAGUUCCAAAGCCUAUCUUGAUGCAGAAAGAGUUAGAGAUGGAUCAAAAAUAGUUCUUGUUGAGGACAUUGUAAGCAGGGAAAGAAGGUGCCUUGAGAUGUUAAAAAAUGUGAAAGUCGAAAUGGCCUCAAAAUCCUUGGCAGAAAUCAGUUUGAAAGUGGACAAACUCGCUGGGCAGCUCACUGCUUUGGAAACAACAGCUUCUAGAGGCGGGCAAGUCUCGAAAAUGGAUGUUGAGAAUUUGACUGAAAUAUUCAUGGAAAAAUUAGUUAAGUUGGAUGGAAUUGUUGCUGAGGGAGACCUUAAAAUGCCGAGAAUGGUGCAGGUGAGGAGAGUCCAGAAGCACAUUGAAACUCUUGAUGCAUUGAAGUUGCAAAAUUCCAAACCCAGAAACAAUGGAGGUAAAAGCCCAUGUCAGCCGCAAGCAGAUUCAUCCAGGCAACAGUCUAUGCCAAUGCAAAUACAGCAGGUACAGCUGAGGCAGAGGGAGCCUACAGGGAAAAUGCCAAUGCUGCUGCAGAAACCUGAGUGGCAUUCUGAGUCAAUUGUGGCAACAACACAAUGGGAAACCUUUGAUUAAUACAUUGAACUUCAAGUUGGUUCUAAGCAAAGUUUGGAUCAAACCUUAUGCAGAUUGGGUUAUUUUGUCAUGGAUUUUAUUUAUUCUUUUCUUGGGGCUAGUUUGUUUCUUCCUCCACUCUUUUCUGUCUAGGAUCUGAAAAUAUUUCACUUCAUCUCUGAAACAUGAUGCAGGUGUGCAUGCAUAAUCAUUUUUACUUUUCAGCAACUACAGUUCUCUACAACUUGUAUGUAGAAUAUGUUGGAUAUGAAAAGAGACGAGGGAAGAAAUGUGCACUGUGGAUACAGGGUUUAUGUAUACUUAAAAUGGUCACUUAGAUAUCAAUGUUUUGUACACAAUUUGGAGAUGAUGGUAUUUGAUUGGAGGAACCCGUUGCAGCA